CUAUAUAUAAAAUCAGUAGCCCUCAGCUUCCUCUGCAUGCAAGCUAGCUUUGAGGAUUUUUCGAGUAACUUCACCCUGCAAGUAAAAACGGUUAUUUUCGCGACUCGAAUUCACCAACAGGUCACAUUAGAUCAACUUUCACCGUUGUGUCCGAGCCGUACGUUCUUCCUUUCUUCCUUGAUUUGAUAAACUAACAGCAGCAGCAGCAGCAGCAGCAGCAGCAGCAGAACCUCAUCGAUGCAAUACAAUUCUAGUCCACACUCCGACGGGUAUCCAAUCGGGUCAGACUCGGGAUCGAAAUCUCCUACUAUAUCAGAAUACGUCGACGGUUCAACCAGCGGACGCUCCGCCCAAUCCGACGAGGAGCUGAUGAUAACAUUGGCUUCGAGCCGGCCGAAGAAGCCAGCUGGAAGGAAGAAGUUCAAAGAAACGAGGCACCCGGUUUACAGAGGCGUGAGGAAGAGAAACAACGACAAGUGGGUGUGCGAGCUGCGGGAGCCGAACAAGAAGUCGAGGUUGUGGCUCGGGACGUACCCCACGGCCGAGAUGGCGGCUCGGGCCCACGACGUGGCCGCGCUGGCUCUGAAGGGCGAGUCGUCGUCAUCGACGCCGUGUCUGAAUUUCGCCGACUCGGUGUGGCGGUUGCCCGUGCCGGUUUCGAAGGAGGCGGAACACAUAAGGAAGGCGGCGGGCGAGGCAGCCGAAGCGUUCCGGCCUCAGCCGCCGGGGGACGACGGCGGGGUUGCGGUCUCCCCCGAUGGUUCGAGGAGAGAUAUUGGGAUUGAGGUUUUUGAUAUGGAAGGGCUGAUUUCGAACAUGGCGGAAGGGCCGUUGCUCUCUCCCUCGCCUUCUUGCUUGGGUCGUGGUUUUAGCUGGGAUGAUGUGGGAAGUGAUGGUGAGAUGUCAUUGUGGAGUUAGAUUUAGAUAAAUGAAAGUCGAAUUUUUUACAACUAGAUAGAGACAAUUAGUUGCUUUUUUUUUUCUUUUUAAUAAUUGUUAAAGAAAAUAUGUAAUUCUAUUUCUUGUUGUUUAAGUGUGUUGCUAAACGAUGAAACCGAAUAUGUUGAAA
Messenger RNA from Rhododendron vialii, 1069 nucleotides. RefSeq names its product dehydration-responsive element-binding protein 1E-like. Gene Ontology annotation, biological process: regulation of DNA-templated transcription. The record is from RefSeq and is a predicted model, not a curated record. Bases 238 to 918 code for a protein of 226 amino acids. NCBI's taxonomy places the organism in Eukaryota, Viridiplantae, Streptophyta, Magnoliopsida, Ericales, Ericaceae. Gene Ontology annotation, molecular function: DNA-binding transcription factor activity; DNA binding. The transcript has a single exon.